CUAUGACAUACUACUGCCUUUCACAGAUAACGCGUUCAACCGCUCCUUCACCGCUGCCUGCUAGAGUCCACUGACAAAGCACAAAAGCAGUCAAAAUGUCAGACCAAGACUCGACCAUGCACUCCUCGCCAGAUAUGGCCGCAGACGACGACGAGAUGUUCCCAGAUGAGGCGCUUCCUUCUACACCACGCAAUCCAGCUUCACACGCACUUGGCACAGGCUCCGAGCUCUCACCGCCAAACUCCCAGGGCCCCGCCAACCUACCCCGCGGCGACAGCUUCACAGCAACAAUCGCCUCGAACGUGAACGAGAAUGGCAAGCGACCUUUGUCGUUGAACCCAGCUAUAACUGCCAACGAAACCGGCGUCAUGAAUACAGAUCCCGAGACUGGAUAUCAGUGGUCGAAGGCGGAGGAUCAGCCAGGGUUUGAGUGGAAGAAUCAGAGGGCGAGGGAGGAUGAGAUGAGGGCGCUAGACAACAUCAUCGACAAGGGCUCGCAGAUCAAGACUCGCUACGGCGACCCUCUCGACGAGAGCGUUGUGGCAAAGUUCACGCGCUGAAGGACUGAAGGCCACCCUCUACAAGACCCGCUCAGAAACAACUAACAUUACGCGAGCUCCAACAAAAAUCGGUCUUCGAUGGUUUUUACAAUACCAUGCGCAGAGCGGCGACAGCAGGGCAAUCGCGCUAUAUGCACAAAGCUUCGUACUAUGGCUCAUUGAUGGCCUAGAAGAUGCGCUGCAACGGAACGCCGAGGAGGCCUGUGAGCUCACACGCGGCCGAAAUAAUACGAAUGAUGACCUUAA
Molecule: messenger RNA, 806 nt
Organism: Didymella exigua CBS 183.55
Lineage: Eukaryota; Fungi; Ascomycota; Dothideomycetes; Pleosporales; Didymellaceae
Exons: 3
Coding region: 96-560 (154 amino acids)
Source: RefSeq, a predicted model, not a curated record